Molecule: messenger RNA, 749 nt
Organism: Carica papaya (papaya)
Lineage: Eukaryota; Viridiplantae; Streptophyta; Magnoliopsida; Brassicales; Caricaceae
Biological process (GO): cytidine to uridine editing; chloroplast mRNA modification
Cellular component (GO): chloroplast
Molecular function (GO): RNA binding
Source: RefSeq, a predicted model, not a curated record
GCUCGCCGUUUGCAGAAUUUACAGAAAGCAGAUUCAUGGCUGCGAACACCCUGUGCACCCUUGCUUGGAAACCCAUUCCCUCUCCUCGCUCUUCCAUCUCCACUAUCAAGGUCAACUCAACUCGGUCAAACUCGCCAUUGAUUCACCUCAACGCCAGCUCUUCUUCUUCUUCGCCGUCGUCGUCUUCUUUUUCUUUAAGCUGGUUUAACGCAGUUAAUCUCGAAAAUCGCUUGCCCAGACGCGGCGCCUACUUUGUGUUGGAGUGUCUUCAUUCUUAUUCUUCUUCUUCCACGGCCAAGACCAGACUCUACGUCAGCGGGCUUUCUUUUCGAACAACUGAAGAGAGUUUAAAGAAUGCUUUUCAAAAUUUUGGGCAACUGGUAGAAGUUAAUUUGGUGAUGGAUAAAAUAGCUAAGAGACCAAGAGGGUUUGCAUUCUUGCGCUAUUCUACUGAGGAGGAAUCUCAAAAGGCUAUAAAGGGAAUGCAUGGGAAGUUUUUGGAUGGCAGGGUAAUAUUUGUGGAAGUCGCCAAACCCAGAUCAGAACUCCGGCAAGGCUUUAAAUCGAAUCAGGUGCAAUCCUAAGCUUGCAAAUAAAGGAUUAGGCUGUAGGGGGGGUGGGGAUGGUAGGAAUCUCCAUAGCAUAGACUCAAAUAAAAUCUUGGUAUUAUUUCACUGCUACUUAUGGUUACAUGUAUUUCAAUGUUAUUUAUCUAGAGUAUAAUGAAGUAACAAGAAAUCCAAAAUUAA